UCCGCAUUGAACUCCCACAUGCUUCUGUCAGCGUGCGGUUUGUUGCUGUUGAACGACGAGCUAAAAGUGGACUCAUUGAGGACAGUCUGUCCUUCCUUGUCUUCCUUUAGAUCAGUGAGAUGAGUCCUCUGUGUGACUGCUGCGGUGAGCACAUUCACAAGCUUAAUCAGCAGGUUUCUGUGAUGAGAAAAGAAAUCAAGAACCUGAGGCAGAUGUUGGACAGUGCGGUCAGAGCUCAUCGCAAACAUAUGGUCUCCAUUCAGUCUGCCGUGUCAAACAUUGGACUCAGUGAACCUGAUAUAGACCAGACACCACCACCACCUUCACCAGCAUCAGGCCAAGCUGCAUUAGAGCAAGGAAACAUCCAGACUGUCCCGAUUGGUUACAUUAGUUCCUGUUUCUCUGUGAAGAAUGGGACCCCCAGACAGCCCACCAUUUGUGGCCCCUCAAGGGCUGAACUGCGCAUCCGGCAGAGCGUCUUCAAUAACCCUGAGCACGCUCUGGUGGGCCUGGAGCAAUACUCACAUGUGUGGAUCCUCUUUCUCUUUCACAAAAACGGGCACAUGAGUUAUAAAGCCAAAGUGAAGCCUCCUAGACUUAAUGGUCAGAGAGUUGGUGUGUACUCGACACGCAGUCCGCACCGCCCAAAUGCCUUGGGCUUAACUCUAGCUAAACUCGAUAAGAUUGCAGAUGAUACAAUACAUCUGUCAGACAUUGACAUGAUUGCUGGCACCCCAGUCCUAGACAUCAAACCCUACAUUCCUGAGUACGACUCCCCCCACACCAGGAUGGGCACAGACUCUGAGCCUUAUGAUUUAAACACAGACCAACAACAGGCAACUACUGUGUCGCUAAAUGAGACAACAGACACAUUAAACCUCCGUAAAGAAGAAAAAGAUUCUCAGUCAGACCUAAAAAGUGAAACAACUGAUGUUGAUGACUUGGGGAGUCUCCUCCCUGAUAUUCCAGCCACAGACUCAUCUAGAGGCAGCGCUCAGUUUUCCCUCCCCAAAGACUUCCACAAUGUGCUGGAGGACGUCAGGGCAUAUGUGACCCAAGGUGAUGUUCGCCAGGUGAGCUGCGAGAGCGAGGAUCAAGUUUCAGACUCACCCAAAACCAAACCACAGGAGUCGAUGGUGGACCACCCUUGCUAUGGAGAGGAGGCAUACAGCACCAUUGCUGGCUGGAUCAGAGAACCUCCUGUUGGCAGUCUGGAGGUGCGCAUCACACCACAUGCUCAGAGGCAGUUGGGAGAAUUCCUUCCCCCACACCUGUCAGGAGCCUCUGAGAGUGACAGACCCAGGUUCAAGUUUCUGCGCAGUCCAGAGGAGGCUGCUGCCGCUAUCAGAGGGGUGCUGUCAGCAGACCCACGGUCAGUCUACAGGAGGACACGCUGCAGAGACAGACUUUUCUUCUUUACCCUCGACACAGCUGACAUCACCUGCUGGUUUGGACGAGGCUUUGCUGAAGUACUGCAGGUCCGACCUGUUGAGCAACAUCUUCCCUCAGUAUGAGAAAUGGUCUCAGUGAAAGCUUCAGCUGGAAAGACUCUGGAUUUUCUAGAUGUUCAUGUGUGCAGAGAAACAAAACCACAGUAUCAAAUGUUUCUCAUACCCACAUUGCCAGAUUCUCUACUGACAAACUUUAUUAAAAUCAGUUUUAUAUAAAAGACAAGCGAUUAUUAAUUAUAAGGAGCUUAAAUAGAUUAAAAGAUUUUUUUUGAAACAUGAAAGUUGUUUAUGUGCUCUGUUAUUGACAGGAAACUAUAAUGGUGCAGAAAUGGUAAAUAAUAAAUACAUCAAAAUAUUUUCUAUGUUGGUCCAUUUUAAAAAAUAGGAGUGAUUGUACAAAUUCCGCAAAUUAUCACAUUUUUCUCAUAAGAUACAGAAUAAAAGUCUUACGAAACCCCACCCAUUUUUAUAAUUUUUCAGAAAAUUACACAUUUAUUUGUCAAGACUUAUUCUCUACUGGUGUUGUCAGGUAGCAGCUGCGUUCCAGUUAUUCGUAUAUAUAAUUUCCACUUUCACAUCUUUGUUUAAUUUGGAGGAAGUAACUGGCCCUCUGCCCAUAGUGAAAAAUAAACUAAAUGAUCAUGAA
Molecule: messenger RNA, 2097 nt
Organism: Morone saxatilis (striped sea-bass)
Lineage: Eukaryota; Metazoa; Chordata; Actinopteri; Moronidae
Gene: trmo
Product: tRNA methyltransferase O
Exons: 6
Coding region: 120-1514 (464 amino acids)
Source: RefSeq, a predicted model, not a curated record